Molecule: messenger RNA, 882 nt
Organism: Cotesia glomerata
Lineage: Eukaryota; Metazoa; Arthropoda; Insecta; Hymenoptera; Braconidae
Exons: 2
Coding region: 432-824 (130 amino acids)
Source: RefSeq, a predicted model, not a curated record
AUAUUAUACUUGUUCGACCAAAAUAGUCAGUUAUUGAACAGUACUUGCGUCAUUUUGGUUGUUUACUAAUUAGAGUGUAAACAGAGUGACUUACAGUCAAAAUAUAAAUCAUGUUAAGUUUGAUUUAGGCGGAGCGACGAACAAAGAAAGUAAGAAAGAAAUAAAAGAUUAAAUUCAUUGAUAAUUACAAUUCUAACUAUACCUUAAUAUAUGAUUGGAUUAAAUUGAGUGUGAAUUAUUUUAAGUGACGAAUAUUAACACAUAUUAUGACAUAAAUUAUUAAUAUUUGGAGGUAGUGCCGAAGAACAUGAACGGUAUAUAAGUCGGUGAGAUAAGGCUUAUGAUCAUUACUGAUAACGUCUAACUUUAACAGUGUGUUAUCAAGAUAUAUAUUAACCGUAAAUGAAAUUAUAGAGCCACUCGCUGUUAAAAUGUCGAACAAUAAAUUACUGUUAGUAUUUUUCAUCACUUUCGCAUAUUACUCACAAUGUUUGUGUCGCACUAUCCGCAAGCGAGACACGAUGAGCUGCGACAUAACGGAAGGAAUAAAUAUCGAAGAAUACGGUUACAAAGCCCAGGAUCAGAAGGACCUCACGGACUUUUUGAUCGACUCUCGAUACUGCUUCCGAUUCAAGGGUGACACCUGGACGGCUGACCCCUAUGGAGUUCGAAAGGCCGCUAGGUUUUACAAGCCCGAGUUGAUGAAAAAACACAAUUGCUCUAAUUUUGAACUCUGCCACUUUCCCGAAUUUCCCUACGAUGAGUUGACGACAAACGAAAAGAAGCUACAAAAAUUUAUAAAAAUUCUUCUUGGAUUCAAAUAAUCCAAUUGCUGAUCUGUCAAUAAGUGCCUGACUAAUAUUUAUAAUAGAUUUUUUAUGU